GCACUCCCCUGGUGAUUCUUCCAAUGCUACCUAUGUGUGGCCCCAAGACUGCCGCUUGGCGCUUUGUGUUCUAGCGUUUCUAGGGCGGCAGGGCAAGGCGCAGCGGCGCUACGGCGCAAGCCAAAUGCGCUGGGAAUCGGCGGGUUGCGCUUGGAUGUGAUCGCUUGGCGUUGGAUCGGCUGUCGAUCGGCUCGCGCUUGAGUUUUGAUCCGAGAAGCAUGGCGUAGGAUCGAUCUAUGAGAGUCGGAUUGGGUCAAACAGGAAUCGACUUGCUGCGUAAAGCGAUGAGGUGGCUCUUUGGUUGCUUCAGCAGUCGCAAAGAGAGACCAAAUCGACAAAAGAAGGUGGAUUGGUGGAUUGGUACUGAUUUUCUUUGUAUUGUUUCACGGCGGUUCUUGCAGCGUGUGAAGCUUUUUGCGACUGCGUGUCAAGCUCUCCUACAGAAAGCUUCAAGCCGGCCUGACAAGGCACAAGUACUUCCGGACUCUGGAUUGGAAAAUGACGAGAAAGGAAUAUCCCGACGGCGUGAUCCAGAGCUGAUCAAGGCACGCGAUAAAUUGCGAGCUCACGAUGAUCCUGAAGCCGGCUUACCACGUGAAGAUCAUAACAAGGAAGCGUUUCAUAGCGCAGCUCACGAGGGCGACGGAGACCUUUCAGUACCGGCAGAGUCGAGCAUUCAUGGCAAGGACUCCCGUGACGAUUAUCUCAGCAUCGACUCGGUUUUCCCGGCCUCUUUAUUCUCGGACGAGAGGUUUGGCUCCUCGGAGGGCGAUUUUUCUAUUUGCAAACCCGCUCCUCGCAGCUUCAAAAAGACCGAGGUCUCAGAGGACUCCACCUCCCUCUCGAGCGAAACCAGGAGCACGCAAACGCAGAUGAGCUUUGAUGAGAAGCCGAUCAUGGGUCUGGUUGCGACCGACUGGCUCGAGCCGGACACUUCGGAAGUAAAGUCUUACAAGGCGUGGGAUGGGAAAGGGAUCCCAAACUCCCCCUCCAAAUACAAGGAGGAUCAGACGAUAAACUUCCAAACGAUGUCGUUUGAGGCACGGCUUGAGCGUGCACUGGCUGCUCAGAGCGUGAUGGAACACUGAGUAAGCCUGGAAUACAUAAUGUAAACUUAGAGCUAAUGUUCCAGCUCUUGUUUUUUAAUGGUGUUUAUAACUAAAGAUGAAAAAAA
This is a messenger RNA of Selaginella moellendorffii, 1174 nucleotides long. RefSeq lists its product as uncharacterized. The record is from RefSeq and is a predicted model, not a curated record. The transcript has 6 exons. The coding region runs from base 237 to 1088 and encodes 283 amino acids. Gene Ontology annotation, biological process: male meiosis II. NCBI's taxonomy places the organism in Eukaryota, Viridiplantae, Streptophyta, Lycopodiopsida, Selaginellales, Selaginellaceae.